This is a messenger RNA of Pectinophora gossypiella (pink bollworm), 2337 nucleotides long. RefSeq names its product beta-1,3-glucan-binding protein-like. The coding region runs from base 144 to 1265 and encodes 373 amino acids. Gene Ontology annotation, molecular function: hydrolase activity, hydrolyzing O-glycosyl compounds. NCBI's taxonomy places the organism in Eukaryota, Metazoa, Arthropoda, Insecta, Lepidoptera, Gelechiidae. Gene Ontology annotation, biological process: carbohydrate metabolic process. The transcript is spliced from 8 exons. The record is from RefSeq and is a predicted model, not a curated record.
ACAAAAACGAUAUUUUUCUCACUUUUCUCAAGUGAGAAGUCAUGGCUUGUUGUCAUCUUGUCAUUCUAUAGAACAAAAAACAAUCAGUUGCUUAGAAACAAAAUUAAUUUAAUAAAUAUCCAUCCAAAACCGACUUUUGCAUCAUGUGGCCAGUGGUAUACAUAGCACUAUUAGCGCCUACUAGUUUAGCGUGUAUGGUCAGUGAAACUACCGUGAGCGGUACUCACGCGCCUGCAACGUUCUGUUCUGGAGAUCUCAUCUUCAGCGACGAUUUCCAAGAGUUCGACUUAGAGAAGUGGCAGCAUGAAAACACGCUUGCCGGUGGUGGGAAUUGGGAGUUCCAGUACUAUAACAACAAUCGGACGAAUUCUUUCACGCACGACGGGUUGCUAUUCAUUCGACCUUCGCUGACUUCCGACCAAUUCGGAGAAGAAUUCCUGUCCAGUGGCACACUCAACAUAGAAGGGGGCGCCCCCGCUGAUAGAUGCACUAACCCAAUUAAUUACGGCUGCGAGCGUACGGGUACUCCGUCCCAUGUCCUGAAUCCUGUGAAGAGUGCGCGCGUGCGCACGGUCAAUUCCUUCAACUUCCGUUACGGCCGCGUCGAAGUCCGCGCCAAGUUGCCUGCUGGCGACUGGCUUUGGCCUGCUAUCUGGCUGAUGCCUGCAUUCAACGUAUACGGUUCCUGGCCGUCCUCAGGCGAGAUUGACUUAGUUGAGUCGCGCGGGAACCGGAAAUUGUACCAGAAUAAUGUCAACAUUGGCACAGAACAAGUAGGAUCCACGCUCCACUUCGGUCCCUAUUGGGGAAUGAACGCGUAUGAAAGCGCUACCUGGUCAAGGCACAAUAAUUCAGGAUAUGACAAUGAUUUCCAUCGGUACCAACUUGAGUGGACUUCUGAUCAUAUAAAAUUCAGUAUUGAUGAUGAACAGCUUGGGUAUAUAUCACCCGAUGCUGGCGGAUUUUGGCACCACGGGGGAUUUGAUAAGUCGGGGCUACAAAAUCCUUGGCGUUACGGAUCUAAGAUGGCGCCUUUCGACCAAAAGUUUUACAUCAUCAUGAACUUGGCUGUGGGUGGUACCAAUGGAUAUUUUCCUGAUGAUGCAUCUAAUCCUGCCCCAAAACCAUGGCCUAAUAAUUCACCACAGGCAAUAACAGAUUUUUGGAGCAAGAAAAGCGACUGGCUUCCUACAUGGAACUUAGACACCGACGAUGGAAAAGAUGCAAGUUUGCAAGUAGAUUACGUAAAAGUUUGGGCUCUUUAGGUCACCUCCAAUAACAAAAUAUGGCUCAGUUAAAAAAAUGUUGACAUGCCCUUAUUCAUUUAUUUUUUGUGUUAUUUACUUCAUUGAUUCUUAUAUUAAUAUUUAAAGAAUACUGGAACAUUAUUGCAGUUAGUCACUUGUUUGUAACUAAUAUUAUUAUCAUGUUUUGUUUUUCUAACACGCCGAGCGUGAUACUGGAACAUUAAUACUGGAACAUUAUUGCAGUUAGUCACUUGUUUGUAAGUAAUAUUAUUAUCAUGUUUUGUUUUUCUAACACGCCGAGCGUGCUAUAUGACUUAGCUAUGGACGAAUGCAAUUGUUAGAACCUUUGUGACACACAAUAAUUAUUUGUAACAUGUAUAUUUAUAGAUGAAACUAUCUAAACGGAACUAAAUAAUCAGGUGUUAUGUUAGUGUUAUUUUUACAUAACAUGCGUAAUACAAUCAAAAAUAUAAUGUAUCUUGAUAUUUCAAUAUUAUACAGGGUGUUAGUGACAUCGUAACGAAAACUUUGAGGGAUGAUUCCAAUCAUGAUUCUGAGUUGAUAUCAAGUAGAAUUUUCCGUCGCAAAAGUAUGGAUAGGAAAAUAAUUUAAAAAAAACACAAAAAAGUCAUUAAUUUUUUGACAGGAAAUUCCAAUUGAUAUCAACUCAGAAUCAUGGUCUGAAUCAUCUCCUUCAGUAUUUGUUACGGUGUCACUAACACCCAUACCCACUUGUAUGGCUACCGUAUGUACCUACUUGUACGGGGUGUAAGUGACAUUGUAACGAAUGCUGAGAGGGAUGAUUCAGCUGAUUAUUCUGAGUUAAUAUCAAGUGGAAUUUUCCAUCGCAAAAGUAUAGAAUUGAAAAUAAUUAAAAAAAACUAAAAAAAUAAAUCAUGAAUUAUGCGACGGGUAAAUUCCAUUUGAUAUUAACCCAGAAUCAUGGUCUGAAUUAUCCCCUUGAGUAUUCGUUACGAUGUCACUAACACCCUGUAUACGCUACUAAUUUCAUAAAUAUGAUAAGUUAUCUAAGAUUAAACACCACCUGUAAGGGCCGUGAUUUCGUUAUGAUUAAAUCUUCAUUAAUCAA